Molecule: messenger RNA, 1524 nt
Organism: Pterocles gutturalis (yellow-throated sandgrouse)
Lineage: Eukaryota; Metazoa; Chordata; Aves; Pterocliformes; Pteroclidae
Gene: RIC8A
Product: RIC8 guanine nucleotide exchange factor A
Biological process (GO): G protein-coupled receptor signaling pathway
Cellular component (GO): cytoplasm; plasma membrane
Molecular function (GO): guanyl-nucleotide exchange factor activity; G-protein alpha-subunit binding
Source: RefSeq, a predicted model, not a curated record
AUGGAGCUCGGGAUGGUGGUGGCUGCGGUGGAGAGCGGAGAGCAGGACACGGUUCUCAGGGUGCUUCAGGUCUACAACCAGGAGAAGGCUCAGUGCUUCACCUUUGAUGAUGAGGAGCGGAAAGAGAGGAAGAAACUGGCCCAGCUGCUGAUCAAGUUCCUGCACCCCUCCUGCCAGGUCGCGUUUUUGGAGAGUAUCCGCAUCCUGUCCCGGGACAAGCACUGCCUCGACCCCUUUGCCACCGAGGACGGCCUGAAGACCCUCGCCCGGCACGCUGGCGUCGAUUGCUCGGAGGAGAUCAUCCGGGAGGUCCCAGACUUGGAUGUCAUCCUGGAAUCCCUCAAGUGUCUCUGCAACGUUGUGUUCAGCAGCCCCAGGGCGCAGGAACUGACAGCUGGGACCCGGCUGGUGGUGGGCUUGGCCAGGCGCAUCAAGCUGUACAACAGGGUGGAUGUCCGGCAGCAGCUCGCCCAGGAGCUCCGGGGCAUCGCCCUGAUGACAGACACCCUGGAGCUGACCCUCGGGGUGAAGUGGAUGGACCCCUACGAGGUUGCCACCGAGGAGGGACUUCUCCCGCCUUUGCCUCGGCAGGAGACGGAGCGAGCCAUGGAGAUCCUGAAAGUGCUCUUCAACAUCACCUUCGAUUCCAGCAAGAGGGAGGUGGACGAGGAAGAUGCUGCUUUGUAUCGGCACUUGGGUGCCCUCCUGCGCCACUGCCUGAUGAUCUCUGCUGACGGGGAGGACCGGACCGAGGAGUUCCACAGCCACACGGUUAACCUCCUGGGCAACCUGCCCCUGAAGUGUCUGGAUGUCCUCCUGACCCCGAAGGUGCGGCCAGGCUCCCUGGAGUACAUGGGCGUCAACAUGGACGCGGUCAACGUCCUGUUGGAUUUCCUGGAGCGGCGCCUCGACCGGGGCCACAAGCUGAAGGAGAGUUUGACCCCGGUGCUGAACCUGCUGACGGAGAGCGCCCGAGUCCACCGCCAGACGAGGAAGUUCCUGAAGGCGAAGGUACGCUGCGCUCCACUGACUGCCCUGGCUGUGGCCCUGCCGGUGCUGCCGCCGCUGCGGGACGUGCGGAAUCGGCCGGAGGUGGGGAACUCGCUGCGGAACAAGCUGGUGCGCCUGAUGACCCACAUCGACACCGACGUGAAGCACUGCGCCGCAGAGUUCCUCUUCGUGCUCUGCAAGGAGAGCGUGUCGCGGUUUGUGAAGUACACGGGCUACGGGAACGCGGCCGGGCUGCUGGCGGCACGAGGCCUCAUGGCUGGCGGUCGGGAAGAGGGCGAGUACUCGGAAGAUGAAGACACGGACACCGAGGAGUACAAAGAGGCAAAGCCCAACAUUAACCCUGUGACGGGCCGUGUCGAGGAGAAGCUCCCCAACCCCAUGGAAGGGAUGACCGAAGAGCAGAAGGAAUACGAAGCCAUGAAGUUAGUCAACAUGUUCGACAAGUUGUCCAGGGAGCAAGUCAUCCAGCCCAUGGGCAUCACGCCGAGCGGCAACCUGGCCCCCAUGGAGAAU